AUGCCUCCAAGAGCGAAUGCAAUGAACCUCAAACAGAGGCUAGCGGCGCUCUCGUUGGCGCCAUCGUCGCCGACGGGUCCUCGUGGCGACUCCUACCCGCACCAGCCGUCGACACCACAAUCUCCCGUCGCAAAGAUGAAGUCGUUGUUCAACGCACCACGGGUCGGUAGGCGCAAUCAUGCUGAAUCUGCCCCAUCUCCAGGAACGCAUACAAUGGGUCAAGAAGGUCUCGACGAGGUUAUUGGACGAAUGAUAUUCCAAGCAGGAGUCGAUUUUGAGUCAGUAUUCUGUUUCCUAGCUCGCCUAGCCCUCUGA
Molecule: messenger RNA, 315 nt
Organism: Pleurotus ostreatus (oyster mushroom)
Lineage: Eukaryota; Fungi; Basidiomycota; Agaricomycetes; Agaricales; Pleurotaceae
Exons: 1
Coding region: 1-315 (104 amino acids)
Source: RefSeq, a predicted model, not a curated record